AUGGCGGACGUUAACAAGCCGGUUGACUCCGGCUCAGGGAAGCCCAAGAACAACACAGAGUACAUCGAAGACGUCGAGCAUGUCACUAAAGACCCUAGAGUGGAAGCCGCGAGCUAUGGGCGGAAUCUCAAUGCGAGAAUCUACAACCCCUUGGCCGGCAUUUCCAAGACACAGUUGUUCAUAAAUGUCACUCAUUUUUGUGAAGCAUAUGGCCUAGAAGACAAGAUCGACACCUUCAAGAAAGCUGCUCUGCUGGCGCAAAGCCCGCUCAACUUCGAGUCAAUUGAUGAGCUUGACGAGGACGACAAGUACCACCUCCGGAGGGAGACGACGCACCGUUGGCAUCUCCCCAAAGCUUUAUAUUACAGUAUCGCCCUCUGCUCGCUUGGCUCUGCAAUCCAAGGCUGGGAUAACACCGGGGCAAAUGGUGCCAAUUUGUCUUUUCCCCAAGAGUUCGGCAUUGAGAAUAAUACGUGGUUGGUUGGCGUCAUCAACUCUGGACCAACUCUGUUCGGCCUUUUGAGUGCAUGGGCUGCUGACCCCCUGAAUAACUGGCUUGGCCGACGCGGCACCAUUUUCCUCACAGGCUUAUUCUGUGUUUUUCCUGUCCUUGCUCAAGCAUUUACUCAAAAUUGGUGGGGACUCUUACUGUGUCGUCUGUUCAUGGGACUAGGAAUGGGUGUUAAAAUAUCAACUAUCCCUGUCUUCAGUGCCGAAGUUAGUCCAGCAACUAUCCGCGGAGGGAUUGUGACCAGUUUUCAGCUGUGGGUUUCUUUCGGCAUGUUUGUUGGCUACUGCACAAACCUGAUAUUCUUUCGCAUCGGCCGUCUAGCCUGGCGAUUCCAACUCGCUGCAGCCUUUGUUCCCGCAAUCCCGGUUCUUAUUUUUGUCUGGUUCUGCCCUGAAUCACCCCGUUGGCUUAUGAAAAAAGGCCGCUAUCGCGAAGCAUUUGAAUCUUUUUGCAGAAUCCGUAAUACUGAACUUAUUGCUGCUCGUGAAUUGUACUACGCCUACUGUCAAGUCAUCGAAGAGCACAAUGCAUUUGAAGGCAAAGCACUCAGCACCCGUGCUCUCGAGAUCAUAUCGGUCCCACGCCUGCGACGCGCCAUGAUCUCCAGUGCCAUCAUUGUCAUUGCCCAACAAUUCUCUGGCAUCAACAUCAUGGCCUUUUACUCUUCAACCAUAUUUGCCGAUGCCGGUUACUCGGUAAAGGUCUCUCUGCUAGCCUCCAUGGGCUAUGGAAUAGUCCUGUUCGUGUUUGCUUUCCCUGCUGUGUGGACAAUGGAUACCUUUGGUAGACGAAAUCUGCUACUCUUCACAUUUCCAAACAUGGCCUGGUGUUUACUUGCUGCUGGCUUGAGCUUUCUUCUGCCUUUUGGCUCGAGUGCCAGAGUGCCGCUGAUUGCGCUUUUCAUCUACUUAUUUACGGCUUUCUAUGGGCCAGGAAUUGGGCCUAUUCCGUCGAUUUAUUUCAGUGAAGCGUUCCCGUUGUCUCACCGUGAACUAGGUGCAGCUUUUACGAUCUGUAUAAACAACUCGGUUGGAAGCGCCCUCAGUUUGACGUUUCCCUCGUUGCUCGCGUCCUUUGGACCGACAGGCGCUUUUGGCUUUUACGCCGGCCUCAAUAUGGUUGCUUUCUUUUUCAUCUUCUUUAUUGUUCCAGAGACCAAACAACGCACCCUCGAGGAGCUCGAUUUCGUCUUUGGUGUACCCACGACACGGCAUGUUCAAUAUCAAGUCGGCACAUGGUUGCCAUACGUCAUCAAACGCAACUUGCUCUGGCAAAGAAAUGCAAAGUUGGCCCCGCUAUAUCACAUGGAAGACGACUGA
This is a messenger RNA of Talaromyces rugulosus, 1830 nucleotides long. RefSeq lists its product as uncharacterized. Gene Ontology annotation, cellular component: membrane. Lineage: Eukaryota; Fungi; Ascomycota; Eurotiomycetes; Eurotiales; Trichocomaceae. The record is from RefSeq and is a predicted model, not a curated record. Gene Ontology annotation, biological process: transmembrane transport. The transcript is spliced from 12 exons. Bases 1 to 1830 code for a protein of 609 amino acids. Gene Ontology annotation, molecular function: myo-inositol:proton symporter activity.